Chinchilla lanigera (long-tailed chinchilla) is the source of this 2140-nucleotide messenger RNA. RefSeq names its product flavin containing monooxygenase 1 (gene Fmo1). The transcript is spliced from 9 exons. The coding region runs from base 150 to 1748 and encodes 532 amino acids. Lineage: Eukaryota; Metazoa; Chordata; Mammalia; Rodentia; Chinchillidae. The record is from RefSeq and is a predicted model, not a curated record. Gene Ontology annotation, molecular function: NADP binding; flavin adenine dinucleotide binding; N,N-dimethylaniline monooxygenase activity.
AGCAGAACCACAUCACCAGAACAUAGCUUCCUCUGCGCAUGACCCCAGAGGAACUAUAAAGAAACUCUCUGUUCCAAAGUAAGGAGCAGAGCUUGAGUACUCAUGAUGGCACAAUAAAACCAGACAUUGAGUCUUCUGUAAGGGAGAACAUGGCCAAACGAGUGGCCGUCGUGGGAGCUGGGGUCAGCGGCCUGGCCUCCAUUAAGUGCUGUCUGGAGGAAGGACUGCAGCCCACCUGCUUUGAGAGGAGCAGCGACCUUGGGGGGCUGUGGAGAUUCACCGAAAAUGUUGAAGAAGGAAGAGCCAGUCUGUACAAGUCUGUGGUUUCCAACAGCAGCAAAGAGAUGUCUUGCUACUCCGAUUUUCCAUUUCCAGAAGAUUAUCCAAACUUUAUACCCAAUGAUCUACUCCUAGAAUACCUCAAACUGUAUGCAAAGCAGUUCAACCUUCUGAAAUGCAUUCAAUUCAAGACCAAAGUCUGCAGUGUAACAAAGUGCCCAGAUUUUGACGUCACUGGCCAAUGGGAAGUGGUCACUCUGCGUGAAGGGAAGCAAAGCUCAGCCAUCUUUGAUGCUGUCAUGGUUUGCACUGGUUUUCUCACUGACUUUCAUCUGCCACUGAGUUCCUUCCCAGGUAUAAAUACCUUUAAAGGACAGUACUUUCAUAGCCGAGAGUACAAACAUCCAGACAUAUUUAAGGACAAGAGAGUGCUUGUGGUUGGAAUGGGGAAUUCUGGCACGGACAUUGCUGUGGAGGCCAGCCACCUGGCAAAAAAGGUGUUCCUCAGCACCACUGGAGGUGCGUGGGUGAUCAGCCGAGUCUUUGACUCAGGGUACCCAUGGGACAUGGUGUUCAUGACACGAUUUCAAAAUGCAUUCAGAAAUUUUCUCCCAACUCCAAUUGUGUCUUGGUUGAUAGCAAAAAAGAUGAACAGCUGGUUCAAUCAUGCAAAUUAUGGCUUAGAACCUGAAGACAAGAUUCAUCUGAGAGAACCUGUGAUAAAUGAUGAGCUCCCGGGCCGUAUCAUCACUGGGAAAGUGUUGAUCAAGCCCAAAAUAAAGGAAGUGAAGGAAAAUUCUGUCAUAUUUAACAACAGCCCAAAGGAAGAACCCAUUGAUGUCAUUGUUUUUGCCACUGGAUAUACCUUUGCUUUCCCCUUUCUUGAUGAAUCGGUGGUGAAAGUUGAAGAUGACCAGGCAUCAUUGUACAAGUAUAUCUUUCCUGCACAUCUGCAAAAACCAACCCUAGCUGUUAUUGGCCUCAUCAAACCCUUGGGCUCCAUACUACCUACAGGAGAAACACAAGCUCGCUGGGUUGUUCAAGUCCUGAAAGGUGUUACCGCAUUACCACCACCACAUGUCAUGAUAAAAGAAGUCAACGAAAGGAAAAAAAAUAAGCACAAUGGGUAUGGCUUACACUACUGCAGGGCUUUACAAGCAGAUUAUAUCCCAUACGUAGAUGAACUCCUGACCUCUAUCAACGCAAAACCCAAUCUUCUCUCUAUGCUGCUGACCGACCCACGUCUGGUUUUGACCAUCAUCUUUGGCCCGUGCUCACCAUACCAGUUCCGCUUGGCUGGCACAGGAAAAUGGGAAGGAGCCAGAAAGGCCAUCAUGACACAGUGGGACCGAGCAUUCAAGGUCACCAAAACCCGAACUGUACAAGAAUCCCCAUUUCUCUCUGAAAAUUUGCUUAAACUGUUUAGCUUUCUUGUUUUGCUUGUGGCUGUUUUCCUGAUUUUCUUAUAAGUGAAACGUGUCCUAAAUGCCUUUGCGGAUGCACAGAGUAUUUACAGCAUUCUGACUCCUCUAGUAUAGCAACAUCGCUUUCAGGUUGUAAACCAUGUCCAGACAGUAAAGACAACCAACGCCCCCCCCCCCAGUUAAUCCAGAGAAACCCCUGCUAUUCUGAAUGUCUCUUGGCUCCAUUAAGUCUAAUCCUAGAGGACAAUAACAAAGAUUUCUGUGCAUUUGAAGGGUGUUCUACAUAAUACUCUGAGCAUUCACACCUCUUUCUCAUACAAACUAUUUUAAAGAUUUCAACUAAAAACCCCUGCCUCACGAAAGAUUGAUGUGUGUUAAAACGGUGCUCUGAUGGUAUUGGCUGACUAAGAAUAAAAAGGAAAAAAGAAACCUAGAAA